Molecule: messenger RNA, 243 nt
Organism: Mesorhabditis spiculigera
Lineage: Eukaryota; Metazoa; Nematoda; Chromadorea; Rhabditida; Rhabditidae
Source: the annotation of a GenBank genome assembly
AUGACAAAUCCUGAGCUCCAGAUCGUCUUCCAAGUUGCCGGCAUCCAGAAUUCGUUCGACGUGGUGGCCCUCGAUGAUAUACGCUUCGAUCGGGUGAAUGGUCAUCUCCAGAUCCACAUUUUGUCGAGCGAAUCCUCGCAAAUCUCGAUCCUGACGACGACGGGGCUCGACGAGGAGCUGAUCUGGGUCCAGGACGGUAAAUUCGCGGGUCCUGGAUGGAAUUCGGUGCGCAUCCCGUUACGG